GGUGCGUGGUGACGUAAUGGCGUCUUCCUCCGAGUUUAUUCCGUUGCGUAAGAAGCAGAAGAGGGCCUCCACUGGUUUAGAGGACAAUUUUGUAUCCUCCUAUAUGCCAAAGAAUCCUGCUAUUCACCCUUCCUCUCAGGAUCUUCUGGAGAAAGCGGUCGAAUGCCGUCUCUCUCAUGGUAUAGAGGUCAAAGGUGAAAGGUGCCCAAUGCCAUUGUCAAGAUUCGAUGAACUUCAUCUUCCAGCUUCAACUAUGGCUCUCCUCCAUAGCUUGGGAUAUGAGCAUCCUACUCCAGUCCAGAUGCAAGCCAUUCCGUGCAUACUUGGUGGCCGUGAUGUCAUAGUCCUUGCUGAAACUGGCUCCGGGAAGACGCUCUCCUAUUGUCUGCCACUUUGUCACAUGCUGCCUCUCUUCCCUCCAACCCUUCCAGGAGAGGGACCCAGAGUACUGAUGAUGGCUCCAACAAGAGAACUUGCUCAACAGAUCAGCAUCUACUGCAAACAAUUUGUGGCUGGACUCCGCCGCCAGACAGGUGACCCCAACCCUGGAGGAACUCUGACCAAAACCAGCUACUCCACUCUCCUGGUGUGCGGAGGAGUUCCAAAGAAAGACCUACUGACAGAAAUUGAGAAAGGAGUGGAUGUGGUGGUGGCUACACCAGGGAGACUGCUGCACCUCAGUGGGGAGGAGACUCUGUCUCUGGACCAGGUGGCCUACCUGGUGGUGGACGAGGCCGACAGAUUCAUGCAGGGCUCACUGGAGGACGAGCUCAGGAAGGUGAUAGGGAAAGUGACGGAAUCGUUACGACCGAGGCAGACCCUGCUAUUCUCUGCCACUCUGCCCAACAAUCUGGAGAGGCUGGCGAGAUCUGCUGUACUUGAUCCUAUUACAAUCGAGGUAGGGGCAAUCGGAGUGACGGCGGUUGGCGUCGACCAGAGAGUGGAGUUCAUGCACUCCUACCAGAAAUCCCAGAGACUGCUUGAGACUCUGAGGACCACGGAAACUCCUCCAGUCCUCGUCUUCUGCAACACCAUCACCACUGUCGACCAGAUUGCAGACCUGCUCCACCGCGAGCAGUUCCACGUGGCAGCGCUGCACUCCGAGAGAGAACCGGGCGUUCGGUUCGAGAUAGUGGACGCUCUGAGGAACGGCAAACUCGAUGUGUUAGUCACGACUGAUUUAGCUUCCAGGGGGAUCGAUGUUCCGGGGAUAACACACGUUAUUAAUUUCGACAUGCCUCUGACUAUCGAGGACUAUGUGCAUAGGUGCGGCCGUGCAGCGCGCUGGCAGUCGCCGGGCAAGCCAGCUCGUUUCUGACGCUUGAGUGUAAGAUAGCGAGCGAGUUGAAGGAGCUGUUGAGUGAGCUGGGCCAGCCUGUGCCACCUGAACUGCAGGACACGCGGCAGUUUGGAGGGAGAGUCAUCAAGACAGAGCUAGG
Molecule: messenger RNA, 1439 nt
Organism: Geodia barretti
Lineage: Eukaryota; Metazoa; Porifera; Demospongiae; Tetractinellida; Geodiidae
Source: the annotation of a GenBank genome assembly